AUGUCCGAUCUCCCCGUCCUCAUCAUCGGCGCAGGGAUCAGCGGUCUGACCCUGGCCCAGUAUUUACAUAAGUCCGGGGUUCCGUUUCUCAUCUUUGAGCGGGAUUCCUCGAUCGAUAUCCGUAGCGGUGGAUGGGGUCUGACGCUGCACUGGGGACUGCCGAUCCUGCGGGAGAUGCUACCAGAGCAGAUCGUCGCACGGUUACCCGAGUGCUCUGUGAACAAGGAAGCUUCCGAUAAUGGGGAUGUCGGUCGGUUCCCAUUCUUUGAUCUGAGCUCCGGAUCGGCGCUGUUCGAGGUACCCGCUGCGGAGAGGGUGCGUGUGAGCAGAGGGAGGUUGCGGGAGUUGUUGACGACGGGGAUUGAUAUCAAGUGGUCCAAAACCGUCGUGGACGUCACGUCGACAGAGGAGACCGUUACGGCACAUUUUGAAGACGGUGCUUCCUACACCGGCAGUCUUCUCGUCGCCUGUGAUGGCGCUCAUUCUCGGAUCCGUAAACUGGCAUACCCCGACUCGUAUCAGAUGAAUCCACUUCCCGUUCAGCUUCUGGGAGUGACAGUCCGGUAUUCGCCGGAGCAAGCCGCCGGUCUACGGGCGAUCGAUCCUUAUAUCUUUCAAGGAGCUCAUCCAGAAUCGAAUGUCUUCUUAUUCUUCAGCUUCCUCGACACCCCGAACAACUUUGAUGACAGCAGAAAUACCUACCUCUGUCAGAUCAUCGUCUCAUGGGCCGACAAUAAGAACAUUCCACUCCCACCCGACAAUGCUGGACGGAUUGCAUUGAUGAAAAAGUUGACAGCGAACUGGGUCGACCCCUUCCGGUCGCUCGUCCACAAUCUUCCUGAUGAUUCAGAGGCACGCGCAAUCCGGAUCCAGGACUGGAUCUUCGCCCCAGGAAAGAGCCUUCAUCCGCGCGUGGUGAUGAUGGGUGAUUCAGCGCAUACUAUGACCAUGUUCCGCGGCGAAGGUGCCAACAACGCCAUCGCCGAUGUUGGCGAUCUCGUCAAGCGAAUCAAUUUUGCCUCGUCAGAGUCGCUAGCAUCCGAUUCCCUUCGUCGCUCUAUCCAAGAAUACGAGGACGACGUUUUUAGGCGGGCGGAGCCGAGUGUUCUGAACUCACGACAGGCCUGCCUCGAUGCUCACGAUUACCCAAGGAUCUUGAAUGGAAGCCCGCUCGUAGCGAAGAGAGUGCUGGAUUAG
Messenger RNA from Aspergillus thermomutatus, 1197 nucleotides. RefSeq names its product FAD-dependent oxidoreductase. The record is from RefSeq and is a predicted model, not a curated record. Lineage: Eukaryota; Fungi; Ascomycota; Eurotiomycetes; Eurotiales; Aspergillaceae. Bases 1 to 1197 code for a protein of 398 amino acids. The transcript is spliced from 5 exons. Gene Ontology annotation, molecular function: FAD binding.